Ixodes scapularis (black-legged tick) is the source of this 1212-nucleotide messenger RNA. RefSeq lists its product as uncharacterized. The coding region runs from base 1 to 1212 and encodes 403 amino acids. The record is from RefSeq and is a predicted model, not a curated record. Lineage: Eukaryota; Metazoa; Arthropoda; Arachnida; Ixodida; Ixodidae. The transcript has 3 exons.
AUGCUGCGCUCCGAGACUUGGAGGCAAGUACGCUUCUUCAAGCUCAACAUCAGGAGUAUUUGCGAUGCCUUUUUAUCACCGACCCGAGCCAAGUUGAUGUACAACUACUUCAUCGAUAUAGCGGAGAGCCAGGACAACGUCUCCAAGACAUUAGAAAAAGGACCCAAAUAUGCAGUAGAGCCUAAGGCCAAAACUGUGGACCUGAUCGGUAUGGUGCACGACGUUGCAAGGAAGGUUUCUGAAGAAGAGAAAAACGCAUGCAUAGCUGCCGGCAUCAGAGCUGUUUCCAACAAAUUAAAAACAGCCAGGCAACCAGGCGUGAACACCAACCACACGUGCACGUCGUCUCAGACUCGGGAGUUCCUAGAGGUUAGACAGCGGGAGGCGGGACGGAUGGCACUCGGGGCACACAGGGGGACUCCAAACGAAGGGGUGCAGGGGGACCUCGGAUGGUCUGCUUUUGAGUCGAGGGAAGCGGUGGCUAAGCUGUCUUACGAGAGGCGUCUUUGCGGCCUCGGAGAGGAGCGAUGGGCCAGGAGGGUGUUUAAGUACCUCGUGUACAGGAGUUUAAACACGCGCCUGACCAAACGGGUGGCCAGGCUCGCGGGGAAGUAUGAGGUACCACCGACCCUGCUGGACGGCCGGCCGCUCCGAGAGGGAGUUGCGGACCUCAAGAAGCACGUGCGGCAGGUCGAGACGCGAAGGUGGACGGAGUCGGCCACACGAAAACCAUCAAUGACUGUGUAUGCGGCCUCGAAGCGGGCGAUCGAGCGGGAGCAGCUGUAUGAUGACUCCAGGGGCAGCGGCUUGCUUUUCGAGGCACGAACGGGGACCCUCAAGACCAGGCUGUGGAGAUCGCGACAUGACGCUGGGGCCCCAAUCGCCUGCGUCGCCUGCGGAGCAGCAGAGGAGACAACCGAACAUCUGGUGCUGCAGUGCAAGGCCCUCAGCCCGUGCCCCCAGGUGGACCAUCUGCCGGACGCGCUGGGCUUCCGGACGGCGGAGCGGGGGGAUGACGGCGAGGAACACGUCGAGACCACCAAGCGCCGACUAGAGCAGUGGUGGGAGAUUUCCUGGCGGCUGUGGAAGAGGGAGAGGCGAGCUGGGCCGGACGUGCAAGCGCAAGCCGGACAACCGAUGUUUUCCGCCCAAGUCGACCUGCCCCACACCGAGGACCCGACCGAAGCUGUACCACAACAAGAACUCGGCUAG